CUAACCUCAAACAUUCCUGAAAAUGUCAUGGAAAUAGAAAUCGGAGAAAUUAAAAAGAAUAACAAUGCAAACAACACCAACAUUCCCACGUUGGACGAAAAUGUUUCGUAUGAUUUCUUCUUCCAAAACCACAUGUAUCCGAACAUACCGUGCCUCAUUAAAAAUGUGACCACAGGCUGGGAGUCGGCCAAUAAAUGGACAAUCAACGAUCGGCCAAAUUUCGACUAUUUAUCAAACCAAUACGGCAACUUUCAAGUGACGAUAUACAAAUGCAACGAAAAAUAUUUCAACUCACAGAAAACCUAUCAAAGUACCUUUAAAAGUUACUUGGACAACUGGAACAAGUUGAAAACGCAAAAUCAGCUUCAUUAUCUCAAGGAUUGGCAUCUGAAACGAGAACGUCCUCAAGAUAAUUUUUACGUUGUUCCAAAGUACUUUGCAUCAGAUUGGCUCAACGAAUUCCUGGUGAACAACCAAGACGAUGACUAUAGAUUUGUUUACAUGGGUCCAAAAAAUACAUGGACCCCAUUUCACUCUGAUGUUUUCUCAUCAUUCAGUUGGUCUGUAAAUGUUUGUGGCAAAAAGAAAUGGUUGUUUUUCAAGCCGGGAGACGAGAACGCAAUGAGAAAUGAACUCAACAAUCUGCCCUACGAUGUGACGGCGACCGACUUUGCUGGUAAAUGCAUACAAAUCGUUCAAAGUCAGGGGGACGCGGUAUUCGUUCCCUCCUGUUGGUAUCAUCAGGUCUACAAUUUGGAAGACACAAUUUCAAUUAACCACAAUUGGAUCAACGGUUGCAAUGUUCAAUUUAUGUGGGAGGCACUGAAUGAACAUUUAAAGACAGUUGUCAGUGAGAUUGACGAUUGUAAAGAGAUGUCUGAUUUUGCAGAACAUUGUCAAUUAAUGUUAAAAGCGUCAUUUGGUAUCAACUAUUACAAGUUUUAUGAAAUGAUUAGGUACAUAGCAUUUAGCAGACUUGAUGCUUUAAAUUCGAAUGAAGACGUGAUAUUACAUAAUGGGUAUUGUUUAGGUAAAAACCAUUUGCAAUUCGAUUUAAAAGCGAUAGAAAACGUUUUACGAUCGUUUGCUUAUUGUAAUGAAGUGAUGAAUUUGAAUUACUUCAAAACUGUGGAUCCCCAUCCACAAAAAUUACUACUACAAAUUGAACACGCUUAUUAAGUAAUAAGCCAUGUAAAUAUUUUUUACCAUAAAUAUAUUUAUUUUUCUCUCAUAUAUAUA
Molecule: messenger RNA, 1239 nt
Organism: Aethina tumida (small hive beetle)
Lineage: Eukaryota; Metazoa; Arthropoda; Insecta; Coleoptera; Nitidulidae
Gene: JMJD4
Product: 2-oxoglutarate and iron-dependent oxygenase JMJD4 homolog
Exons: 2
Coding region: 28-1179 (383 amino acids)
Biological process (GO): negative regulation of gene expression; protein hydroxylation; positive regulation of translational termination
Cellular component (GO): cytoplasm; nucleus
Molecular function (GO): histone H4R3 demethylase activity; sequence-specific DNA binding
Source: RefSeq, a predicted model, not a curated record